UUAACAGUAUAAGAUGCAAACUACGAAAUAAUAAAAGAAAGAGAAGAAUUAAGAGUAAAGAUCGCUUAAUUAGAAUAAAAUCAUAUAUAAGAGCUUGAUAUUCUAAAAAACAAUAUAAUAGCCGAAUGCGAAUCGACAAUAGAAAAAGAAUUGCGUGAAUAAGAACUUUCAUAUGAAAAUAGAAUAAGUUAAUUAGAUUGUGAAGUAAAAUGCUAAAUAAAAAAAAGUGAAUAAUUAGAAACAUAACUAUCCAAAACAUAAAAUGAGAACUCUUCAUUAAGAACCGAGAAUAACAAACUAAAUGAAAAAUUGUAAAAAUAAUAUAGUAAAAUUCAAAAUUUAGAAACUGAAUUAGUAAAUAAAAUAAAUGAAUUAAAUCAAUAAUUUAAAGAAAAAAUAACUAAUUCUUUAAAAGAAUAAGAAAUAAUGUUACAAAGUGUUUUUAAUAAAGAAAAAAAUAACCUUUUAUAACAAAUAGAAGAAUACAAAAUAAGAAUUACUGAAUUUCAACAAAGAAUGAAACAAGUAUUUUUAGAUUUAGAAAAAAUAUAAAAUGAAUUAAAUUCUAAAAUAAAUUUAGCAUAAGAAUAUAAAAUUAAAUAUGAAAGUCUUUAAAAAACAUAAGAAAUGUAGACUUUUUAAUAUUAAAGAGAAAUCGAAUAAAUAUAAAGUUAAAUACCAUCUGUUAGUUAUGAAUAUGAAAUAAAAGAAUUGCGUGAAAAAUUGUAGAAAAAAAAAGAAAAAAUUAAAUAAUGUAAAUAGAAAGUAAUUGUAAAUACAGAAACUGUAAUUGUGGAAAAGCCAGUAGAAGUUGAAAGAAUUGUUGAAGUAAUUAAAUAUGUUCCUGUUGAGAAAAUCGUUAAAUAAAUUAUUCCUCCUAAAUAACCUAUUGUAAUUUAAGAAUGUGGUGUUUAAAAAGAAGUAGAAAAUCAUAAUGAAGAAAUUCUAAUUGUAAAAGAUUAAAAAAUAUAAGAUCUUACUGUUUAAAUAGAUAGAAUUACUAAACAAUAUAAUGAAUUAAUCGAAUCAUAUUCAGAAUUAGAAUCUGAAUAUAAUUUUGUAAUUUCAGAUAGAUAAAAUAUACUAAAUUAAAUCAACAAUUAUAAUGUAUACAUUAAAUAGUUAGAAUUAUAAUAUUCGCAUAAAAAUUAAGAAUUAAUGGACCGUAUUGCAUUAAUUUAAGCUUUUUUAAGUAAAAAAAAAAGCGAUCCAAGUAAAAUUAUAAUAAAGGUAGGGGAAAAAGGUGUUCCUAUAGUAGAAAGGAUAUGA
Ichthyophthirius multifiliis is the source of this 1269-nucleotide messenger RNA. RefSeq lists its product as hypothetical. The record is from RefSeq and is a predicted model, not a curated record. The transcript is spliced from 3 exons. Lineage: Eukaryota; Ciliophora; Oligohymenophorea; Hymenostomatida.